Cuscuta campestris is the source of this 1193-nucleotide messenger RNA. The record is from the annotation of a GenBank genome assembly. NCBI's taxonomy places the organism in Eukaryota, Viridiplantae, Streptophyta, Magnoliopsida, Solanales, Convolvulaceae.
CGACUCAUUCUCUGUGACUCUCUCUUCCGUUUACGAAUCCCCAUUCCAUUUCCAUACACACACUUAUUCCGUUAUUCCUAUUCUCCCGCCGCAUUCAUUCCCCUCCCCCCUCUCCCUCUCUCUCUCUCUCUCUCAACCCUUUCCAUUUCAAUCCUCUACCAAUUACUCUGUAUUUUUUUUCUCAUUCCCCUCCAAGCUAGAACCAAUCAACCCUUACCAUGGCGUCCGAAAAGGAGAGGGAAACUCACGUUUACAUGGCCAAGCUUUCCGAGCAAGCCGAACGCUACGAAGAAAUGGUGGAGUACAUGAAGAAUGUGGCGAAAUUGGGGGAGGAGCUGACGGUGGAGGAGAGGAAUUUGCUGUCGGUGGGUUACAAGAACGUGAUCGGAGCGAGGAGAGCUUCCUGGAGAAUCAUGUCCUCCAUAGAGCAGAAGGAGGAGUCGAAGGGGAACGAGACCAACGUGAGGCUCAUCAAAGGGUACCGCGACAAGGUAGAGGACGAACUCUCCAACAUCUGCCAGCAGAUCCUCCAGAUCCUUGACCAGCACUUGAUCCCUUCUUCCAAAUCUGGAGAAGCCACCGUCUUCUACUACAAGAUGAAAGGUGAUUAUUUCAGGUAUCUGGCAGAGUUCAAGAGUGAGCAAGAAAAGAAAGAGGCUGCUGAUCAAUCACUCAAGGGCUAUGAGGCAGCUUCAUCCAUCGCUAGUGCAGAACUUGCGUCUACCCAUCCCAUUCGCCUUGGACUCGCUCUCAACUUCUCUGUUUUCUACUAUGAGAUUAUGAACUCCCCAGAAAGGGCGUGUCACUUGGCGAAGCAGGCGUUUGAUGAAGCGAUUGCGGAGUUGGACACUUUGAAUGAGGAGUCUUAUAAGGACAGUACCUUAAUCAUGCAACUGUUGAGAGACAACCUUACCCUAUGGACUUCUGAUAUGCCAGAAGAUGGAGGGGAAGAGAACUCCAAAGGGGAAGAAACAACUGCUCCAAAAGCAGCUGAGCCAGAACCAGAAAGCCGUUAAUGGUGAAAAACUGGAUUAUGCAGAAGUUAUCCAAAUCAGACAGUUCCCGCCAUUUAUUUUCAUUCUUUAUUUACUUGGUUUUUUACUUUCUUUUACCUCAAGAACGCAAAGUUUUAUUCUCAUGUUGAAUCAUAGCCCUCUUACAAUUACACAUAUAUCUCAUUGAUCUAUGCAUAU